Molecule: messenger RNA, 1266 nt
Organism: Capronia epimyces CBS 606.96
Lineage: Eukaryota; Fungi; Ascomycota; Eurotiomycetes; Chaetothyriales; Herpotrichiellaceae
Exons: 1
Coding region: 1-1266 (421 amino acids)
Biological process (GO): tRNA wobble position uridine thiolation
Cellular component (GO): cytosolic tRNA wobble base thiouridylase complex; mitochondrion
Molecular function (GO): tRNA binding
Source: RefSeq, a predicted model, not a curated record
AUGCCGCCGACGACCUGCGAGGUCUGUAAGGACGCUCGAGCGGCGGUGAUAAGACCUAAAAACUCACAGAAGAUCUGCAAGCGAUGUUUUCUGGAGGUCUUCGAGAGCGAGAUCCACGAAACGAUCGUGAGCAACAAUCUAUUUUACCGCGGAGAACGAGUUGCCAUAGGCGCCUCUGGUGGGAAGGACUCGACGGUCCUGGCGUCGGUAUUAAAGACUCUGAACGAGCGCCAUGACUAUGGUCUGAAUCUGGUCUUGCUGUCCAUCGACGAAGGAAUCAAAGGCUAUCGAGAUGACAGCCUGGAAACCGUCAAGCGGAAUGCCUUGCAGUAUGAGAUGCCGUUGGAAAUCGUGGGAUAUGACCAACUAUAUGGAUGGACCAUGGACCAAGUGGUGGCGCAAGUCGGGAAGAAGGGCAACUGCACCUACUGUGGUGUUUUCCGCAGACAGGCGUUGGAUCGAGGCGCUGCGAAACUGGGGAUCAAACAUGUGGUGACUGGCCACAAUGCCGACGACGUUGCCGAAACCGUCAUGAUGAACCUUCUCCGUGGCGAUCUACCCCGGCUUGCAAGGGCGACGUCUAUUGUGACUUCUAGUGCGGCGAGCGCAAUCAAGCGAAGCAAACCUCUGAAAUACGCCUACGAGAAGGAAAUUGUGCUGUAUGCCCAUCACAAGAAGUUAGACUACUUCAGCACGGAGUGCAUCUACUCUCCCGAAGCCUUCCGAGGAAGUGCAAGGACGUUGAUCAAAGACUUGGAGAGGAUUCGGCCAAGCAGUAUUCUGGAUAUUGUCAAGAGCGGAGAGGACAUGGCAGCACUUGUCCCUCCAGAAGUAGGCGGGUCCGUAUCGUGCGCAGGCGAAGCCGAAGAGGAGGCGAACAGCUGCGGGAGCCGAAAUACUAAUGGCGACUCGAUGGACCUAGUGGAGAAACAAUUGGCACUUAAUGAAGCCGCCGCCGAACGAGAAACCGAGAUCAAAGUGCCAACCGCAACGGCUAAACCUCAGGUAACAGGACAUCCAGCCGCUGUGAGUAUCCAUGACAAGAAAUCGAACGGACGUCGAAAAGGAAAGAUAGUAAAACAAGUCAUGGGCCAGUGCGAGAGAUGCGGCUAUAUGUCCAGUCAAAAAGUAUGCAAGGCCUGUUCACUCCUCGAAGGUCUCAACAAAAGCCGUCCGCACACAUCAAUCGAAGUCGGAGUUGAGGACGAAGAAGCGAGCACGACUUUGAUGAGGGAGGUUGCUGGCAUCGCCAUCUCAGCUGGCUAA